Messenger RNA from Diabrotica virgifera virgifera (western corn rootworm), 2471 nucleotides. RefSeq lists its product as uncharacterized. Bases 642 to 2471 code for a protein of 609 amino acids. NCBI's taxonomy places the organism in Eukaryota, Metazoa, Arthropoda, Insecta, Coleoptera, Chrysomelidae. The transcript is spliced from 2 exons. The record is from RefSeq and is a predicted model, not a curated record.
UUUUGGUCAACAAUGUAAAAAAAACUGAACAAGAGGCUGGGGAAGCGCUAUUUAAGUCAGUUCAUAAUACAUUAUUCAACCUUCUCUAUUCAGUUAUAUUCUGGGCUGAAAUAGUGCUUGUCCAGAACUUUUGUAAGUACUUUUAAUCAGCAACUUUAUAAAAGCUGAUAUAAAGCUGAAAAGGAGCUUUAAUUUAAUUAAAUCGUUCAUAUUCGUUGCAAAAGGUGUAUACUUAAGUUCGAUGAAAAAUGGCUUCUGCAGCUGAUGAUUAUUAAGUAUUAUACAAUUGCUUAUAUUUGCUAUAUAAUUUUAAUUAUUUAGAUAAAAGAUAUACACUGUGCUUUACUUAAUAUUUAAAAAAUAUGGAUAAAAAAUCAAUUCAAAAUUUUAAAAAAAUAAAAAAAUCUGGCCAUUAUUACCGAAAAUUAAAGGUAAACCGUUCAAAUUAUGAAGAGUUUUUAAAAAAUCUAUAUGCACCAAGUAGUGUUUCUUCUCAUUCAAAAGCUAACGACACAGCAUCAGGAUCAGGUAAUUUUGUUUUAAUUUUGUGAGUAUAUUUUAAAUAAAAAAUAAUUUGUUACAUAGGUUCUAAAGAACAGGAGUGUAUUUCUAGCACAUCAAGUGAUCUUGACGAUAAUCUAAUGGAAACCAGUGAAACAUCAGAUGAUGGUGACCAGUUUAUUGAUGAAGACAUUUUUAAAACAGAAGAUACUGAAACGCAAUUAUUGCCUUGUUCAAGUACCGAAUUAGGAAAUUGGGCAAUCCGACAUAAUAUUACACAUGCAGCUCUAAAAGAUCUCCUACAAAUAAUCAAGAGACAGUAUGAUUCUAGUUUAUUUAUCGAUGCUAGAACAUUAUUAAAAACGCCAAAAAAUACGAAAAAAAGUUGUAAAGUUAUACAGGGUGGAGAAUAUUGGCAUCAAGGUCUUGACGUUUGUCUAACGAACACUUUUAAAAACUUGUCAAAAGACAUGUUAAUACAGCUCAAUGUAAAUAUAGAUGGGUUGCCAAUAUAUAAAAGUUCCAAACGUCAGUUUUGGCCAAUUUUAUGUAGCAUAUAUGAAAUGCCUGAUAUACAGCCUAUGAUUGUUGGCAUUUUCCAUGGAAAUAACAAGCCUCUAGAUAUAAAUGAAUUUUUGGAGCCUUUUGUUGAGGAUGUUAAGCGGCUGCAAUCAAAUGGACUCUGUGUUAAUGGGCAUAUGAUUCACAUAAAAAUUAGAUGCUUUAUCUGCGAUUCACCUGCACGGGCAUUUAUUAAAGGUGUAGUCAAUUUCAAUGGGAUUAAUGGAUGCCUUAAAUGCACUACUGAAGGCGAAUAUUCUUAUCUUUCUCGAACUGUUGUAUUUCCUGAUAUAAAAUGUCCUCUUAGAACUGAUGCAAAAUUCAGAAGUAAACAUUAUGGUAAGCACCAUAAAGGGCAAGAGUCACCAAUUUUGAAAAUUUCCGAAGUUGACAUGGUGCAGGAUUUUAUAGUAGCAGAUGAACUACAUCUUUUAGAGCUAGGUGUGAUGAAGCGUUGUCUAACAGGAUGGAAAGAUGGUUCUAUGGGUUUCUCAAGUAAGCUAUGUGCUCGUGAUAUUGAGAGGAUCUACAAACAUUUAAUAUCUGUGAAACUUCCAUCUGAAAUUCAUCGUUCCACAAGAGGAUUAGAUUGCCUGGCAUACUGGAAAGGAGUAGAAUGGCGCAAUUUUCUUAAUUAUAUUGGAAUUGUUAUUUUAAAAGAUGUGUUGAACACUGACGUUUAUAAACAUUUUUUACUUCUUUUUGUUGCUGUUAGAAUAUGUUCUUCUGACAUGUAUGCUGAAAAUCGUUCGGUUGCCCAAUUAAUGUUUGAAAAAUAUAUAGAUGAUUUUAAGAUUAUUUAUGGCGUACAAUUUAUUACAAGCAACAUUCAUAACUUAGAACAUGUGGUUGAUGAUGUUAAUAGAUUUGGACAACUUUUUACAAUAUCUACGUACCCAUUUGAGAAUACAUUAUUUCAACUAAAAAAAUUAUUGCGCCAAGGAAAUAACAGUUUGCAGCAAAUUGUUAAUAGAAUUGGCGAAAGAAAUUUAAUAUUGAGCAAUGAUACAAAAAAGACAAGUUUACAGCCAGAAAUUAAGAAAAGGGGGAAUGUUAUCAAGUGCUACAUUUAUUCUCAUAAUUUUUGUUUAAGUAAUGUUUUCAAAAAUUCAUGGUUUUUAACAAAUGACAAUGACAUUGUUCAAAUGAAUUCUGCAUCAGAAAAAGGUGGUAAAAUAUUCAUACAUGGAAAAUCUGUUAAGAAAAAAGAAGAUUUCUUUAGUUAUCCCAUUCGAUCAUCAAAUUUACACAUAUAUAUUUGCAACAUUACAAAUUUAAAUAAUAUGAAACUUUAUUUGCUAGAGAAUGUUGUUUGUAAAAUGGUUGUUAUAAAAUACAAUGAAAGUAAAAUUGUUUUUAUUCCUCUUCUACACACUAUUAAAAAUAAACAAAACUUGAAUGUAAAUUAA